Molecule: messenger RNA, 855 nt
Organism: Mesocestoides corti
Lineage: Eukaryota; Metazoa; Platyhelminthes; Cestoda; Cyclophyllidea; Mesocestoididae
Source: the annotation of a GenBank genome assembly
AUGCCCGGUUUUUCUGUCAAUGACUUAAUGUCCCCUAGCGGGACCGUCGCAGGUCACCUUCAGGAAUCGCCUCUUCCCGAAGCCCCAUUGGCGCCGCCAUCGUUAGCCGUCAACCACGGCAGCAAGUGCCGAUCUGGAAGGAAUAACUUCGAUGUCUACAAGAACGCCCUCAAUAUGAUCGGGCCAAUCAUGAAGGGAAGGGAGAGUUGCGCGGAACUCCAUGACGGAUGUUUCGGAUAUCCGAUGGAACGAAGGCCGACCCUCGACGACACCAGCCACUGCUUCUUCCCUCCGCUUCAUUCUACUUACUUGAAUGAAGCAUAUCCCUACGGGACGUUAUUUGGAGAUCCUACAUCACACGGCAUCCGGGCCUAUCGUAAACCCAAGCGUAUAAGGACAGCGUUUUCGCCGUCCCAACUGCUUCGACUGGAGAGCGCUUUCGAACUCAAUCACUACGUCGUCGGACAGGAAAGAAAGCGCCUCGCUGAAUCUCUCAGUUUGACAGAAACUCAGGUUAAAGUUUGGUUCCAGAACAGGCGAACAAAAUUUAAGCGCCUUCGAUUGGAGGAGGGAGACGAAGCGACCGAGACGGGGCGCGAUGUCUGGCGAAACGUGAAAGCCACCUCACCGACCUCCCAGCAGGACUGCCUCAGUCCGACCGACGAACGACACACCGACUCACCCGAAUGCGACGAGGAGGCGCUCAAUUUGACUACAAAAGGCACACCCAAAACGUCCUUUCACUCCACCUUCCCCUCGCGGGUGCUGCCUCUUACCAGCCUCCUGGAAUUUCAAAACAAAAUGACCCAUGUCCUGCAAAGUCGGCUCACUAACUCGUGGACUCCACCGCUGUGA